AUGUCCGGUGCUGCACUUCGAGAGGGCUGCAGCGAUUUUUGGUGUGAAAUAAUUCUCUUCGCCCUAAGAGGAGCCAUACUGGGCAGAUCGGAAACACAGGAGUGUAUCUACUACAAUGCUAAUUGGGAAAAAGACAAAACAAAUCGCAGCGGUAUCGAACCUUGUUAUGGUGAUAAAGAUAAAAGACGACACUGUUUUGCUACGUGGAAGAAUAUUUCUGGAUCGAUUGAAAUUGUGAAGCAAGGUUGCUGGCUAGAUGACAUCAAUUGUUAUGACAGGAAUGAUUGCAUAGAGAAGAAGGACAGCCCUGAAGUGUUUUUCUGUUGUUGUGAAGGCAACAUGUGCAAUGAACGCUUUUUCUAUUUUCCAGAAAUGGAGGUCACGCAACCAACUUCCAAUCCUGUUACGCCUAAGCCACCUCUGUUCAAUACCUUGCUUUAUUCAUUGGUGCCUAUAAUGGGAAUUGCAGUGAUUGUGCUCUUUUCGUUUUGGAUGUACAGACAUCACAAGCUGGCGUAUCCUCCAGUACUCGUUCCAACCCAAGAUCCUGGACCACCACCACCUUCACCGUUGAUGGGGUUGAAGCCGUUGCAGUUACUGGAGAUCAAAGCGAGGGGAAGAUUUGGGUGUGUGUGGAAAGCUCAACUACUCAAUGAGUAUGUUGCGGUCAAAAUAUUCCCUGUUCAGGACAAACAGUCAUGGCAGAACGAGUACGAAAUUUACAGUUUACCCGGGAUGAAGCACGACAAUAUUUUGCAGUUCAUCGGUGCGGAGAAACGAGGCACGAGCAUUGAUGUCGAUCUCUGGCUAAUCACGGCGUUUCAUGAGAAGGGUUCAUUAACCGACUUCCUCAAGGCUAAUGUGGUUUCUUGGAAUGAGCUGUGUCACAUCGCUCAGACGAUGGCUAGAGGCUUGGCUUACCUUCACGAGGAUAUACCAGGGCUGAAGGAUGGACACAAACCUGCCAUCUCGCAUAGGGACAUCAAAAGCAAGAAUGUGCUGCUGAAAAACAACCUUACAGCUUGUAUUGCUGAUUUCGGUCUAGCUUUAAAGUUCGAGGCUGGAAAGUCUGCAGGGGAUACACACGGCCAGGUCGGUACACGAAGGUAUAUGGCUCCUGAGGUACUAGAAGGUGCUAUAAACUUCCAAAGGGAUGCGUUUCUGAGAAUAGACAUGUAUGCCAUGGGAUUAGUCCUCUGGGAAUUGGCGUCGCGCUGCACUGCCUCAGAUGGCCCAGUAGAUGAGUACAUGCUGCCGUUUGAGGAAGAAAUUGGCCAGCAUCCCUCCCUUGAGGACAUGCAGGAAGUGGUGGUUCAUAAAAAGAAGAGACCCGUUCUGAGAGAGUGUUGGCAGAAACAUUCU
Eurypyga helias (sunbittern) is the source of this 1362-nucleotide messenger RNA. RefSeq names its product activin A receptor, type IIA (gene ACVR2A). The annotation marks the transcript as partial. Gene Ontology annotation, molecular function: ATP binding; activin receptor activity; activin binding. NCBI's taxonomy places the organism in Eukaryota, Metazoa, Chordata, Aves, Eurypygiformes, Eurypygidae. The record is from RefSeq and is a predicted model, not a curated record. The transcript has 10 exons. Gene Ontology annotation, cellular component: plasma membrane; activin receptor complex. Gene Ontology annotation, biological process: cellular response to growth factor stimulus; protein phosphorylation; activin receptor signaling pathway.